GGUAAAAGGAGGGAAUGAUCAGGUGAGUGUCCGAGGAAGAACCUUCCUGAGAGAGGGAACUGCAAGUACAAAGGCCCUGAGGUAGCCAUCCCUGGGGCUCUUCAUCCAUUGCAGCUUUUCUUCCUCAGCAUUGAGGCCCCCCUCUCCUGGCCACUCUUCUGUGUCAUGUGGCAGGUAAUCUGUAGGACACUGGUGUCUUUGUCCUGUCUCCAGGACAGGCUAUCAGGGUCUUUUUUCUUUGGAAACUUCCCAUUGCCUCUCCUGAGGGUCUCGAGAACUGUUUGUUGACUAACUUACUCACUGGCUUGGGAGGCUUUCACUCCUUUGUAGACCCAUCAGAAUGUGGAAAGUGUUCUCUCCUCUCUUGCAGACGCCGGCUGGGCCCCCACACCUGCCUCUCGGGGUUUGGGAGUGGCUGCUGCCCUGGCUGGGCGCCCUCCAUGGGCAGUGGGCACUGCACCCUUCCCCUCUGCUCCUUUGGCUGCGGGAGUGGCAUCUGCAUCGCUCCCAAUGUCUGUUCCUGCCAGGAUGGAGAGCAAGGGGCCACCUGCCCAGAAGCCCACGGACCCUGUGGGGAGUACGGCUGUGACCUUACCUGUAACCAUGGCGGCUGUCAGGAGGUGGCCCGAGUAUGCCCUGUGGGCUUCUCGAUGACAGAGACAGCUGUUGGCAUCAGAUGUACAGUGGGCCGUGCAAGGGUGUUUUCUCUCUUCCCAGACAUUGACGAAUGUUUAAGCUCCUCUUGCGAAGGCCACUGCGUGAACACAGAGGGCGGGUUUGUGUGCGAGUGUGGGCCGGGCAUGCAGCUGUCUGCCGACCGCCACAGCUGCCAAGACACCGACGAAUGCCUCGGGACCCCCUGUCAGCAGAGAUGUAAGAACAGCAUCGGCAGCUACAGGUGUUCCUGCAGGACUGGCUUCCAUCUCCACGGCAACCGGCACUCCUGUGUAGAUGUAAACGAAUGUCGGAGGCCUCAGGAGAGGCGAGUCUGUCACCAUUCUUGCCACAACACCGUGGGCAGCUUCCUGUGCACGUGCCGACCUGGCUUCCGAUUGCGAGCUGACCGGGUGUCCUGUGAAGCUCUCCCGAAAGCCGUGCUGGCCCCCUCCGCCAUCCUGCAGCCCCUGCAGCACCCGCCCAAGACGCUGCUGCUGCUUCCAGAGGCCGGCCGGCCGGCCCUCUCCCCAGGACACAGCCCCCCUCCUGGGGCUCCAGGGCCGCCAGCCGGAGUCAGGACCACCUGCCUGCCAUCCCCCGCCUCUGCAUUACCAACAGCUUCCCCUUCUGCCCCGACGAGGCUGCUGGCCACCCCAGUGGCCACCCCAGGGCCCAGUGUUUCCCUGUUGGGGACCCUCAGACCUCCCUCACAACUCCAGGAGAAGGCAGUGGUUACCCCUUCCUUGCCCAGGGGCCCCGCUGCCCCGCAGCCCACACCAGGGCCCUCUGCCUGCUGGCACCUGGGAACCACGUAUGAGUCUGGGAGCCACUGGACGGAGCAUGGGUGUUCCCAGUGCUGGUGCGAGGUGGGUGUGAGGGGUCCUCGGGGCUACCCUGGUCUGGUGCUGGGGUCUUGUGGUGAUUGGGACUCCCGCCUCCAGGAUGGGACAGUGACCUGCGAAAACGUGACGUGUGAAGCUGCUUGUUCCCACCCAGUCCCCCCUGGAGAUGGGGGUUGUUGUCCAUCGUGUACAGGCUGUUUUCACAGCGGCGUCAUAAGAGCCGAAGGGGCCGUGUUUUCACCUCCCACGGAGAACUGCACCAUCUGCGUCUGCCUGGCUGGAAAUGUGUCCUGCAUCUCCCCUGAGUGUCCUCCCGGCCCCUGUCAGGCCUCCCCGAAGUCGGACUGCUGUACCUGUGUUCCAGUGAGGUGCUAUUUCCACGGCCGGUGGUAUGCAGACGGGGCUGUGUUCAGUGGGGGUGGUGACGAGUGUACCACCUGUGUCUGCCAGAACGGGGAGGUGGAAUGUUCCUUCACACCGUGUCCAGAGCUGGACUGCCCCCGCGAGGAGUGGUGGCUGGGCCCUGGACAGUGCUGCUUCACCUGCCGGGAGCCCACGCCCAUGACAGGCUGCUCUCUCGAUGACAACGGGGUUGAGUUUCCGGUUGGACAGAUCUGGUCUCCUGGUGAUCCCUGUGAGUUAUGCAUCUGCCAGGCAGAUGGUUCCGUGAGCUGCAAGAGGACAGACUGUGUGGACUCCUGCCCUCACCCAAUCCGGAUCCCUGGACAGUGCUGCCCAGACUGUUCGGCAGGCUGCACCUACACAGGCAGAAUCUUCCACAACAACCAGACCUUUCCGUCUGUGCUGGACCCAUGUCUGAGCUGCAUCUGCCUGCUGGGCUCAGUGGCCUGCUCGCCCGUGGACUGCCCCAUCACCUGCACCUACCCUUUCCACCCCGAUGGGGAGUGCUGCCCAGUGUGCCAAGACUGCAACUACGAGGGAAGGAAGGUGGUGAAUGGCCAGGUGUUCACCUUAGAUGAUGAACCCUGUACCCAGUGCACGUGCCAGCUGGGAGAGGUGAGCUGUGAGAAGGUCCCCUGCCAGCUGGCCUGCUCAGGCUCCUCCGUGACCCCUGGGGCCUGCUGCUCCUCCUGCCCAGAUGCCCUGGAGGAAAAGCGGGGGCUCCCCCUUCCUGGAGAUGUGGCGUUCAGCAGUGAGGCUCAGAGCCCCCACAGAAACACAGAGGACCCCGUCAACUGCAGCUCCUGCCCGGGGCCCCCGGCAGCCCUGCCUCGGAGGCCCGUGCUCCAUUUCCUCCAGCUGCUCUUAAGAACUAACAUGUCUGACAUGCAGACUUUGCCCACGAGCCCCUCGGGAGCCCGGGCCUCACCCUCGCCCCCCGUGGGGCCCUCACCAGGGCCUCCCCUCCCUCCAGGAGCCUCCACUCUACCUCCAGCCUCUCCCUGGGCUCCUGAGCCACCUCCUGUUACUCCAGAGCUUUCGUCUUCAGCCUCUGGGGCCUACUCAGCGUCCAGGCAGCCUCCUCUGCCCUCCACUGUCCUGACUGAUGCUUCAGCUCUUUCCACAACAGGCCUGAGCCCCUCAGAGACCCCUGUCACCCUCCUCAGGCCUCGUGGCCUCUCUCCCACCACCUCCAGACUCUUUGCGGCCCUUGUGGCUACCGUCAGCCCUGGCCCCCAGCAGCCCACAACGGGGACCUCAAGCGAAGAAGAGUCCACUGGGUAAGGUGGCCUCCAAUUUAGGGCCAUGCCAAGGAGACGGACCAAGGAAGCUGCCAGUGGCCCCAGGAGUGUGCAGGGGCCAUUGAGGGUCACUCCCGCAGGACUUCUGGUCGAGGAAAACCUUCAGAGCUGACACAGCCUUGCUCCUAGGAAGCAUUUGGAAUCAGCAGAUGCCUUCUCCCCGGGCAGCAUGCUCCCCGCAAAGGCCCCCCUCUUGUCUUUUGAGGGAGGCUGGGCUGCUGAGCUCCCCACUCUGGAGGAGGAGGGUCGGUGAGGGCCUGAGAUUCCACUGGGAUUGUGUCACCCGAGUCACUGUCCUCGCCCGAGGUUUUGAUUAAAGGCUGUCUCAGUCUU
Molecule: messenger RNA, 3535 nt
Organism: Miniopterus natalensis
Lineage: Eukaryota; Metazoa; Chordata; Mammalia; Chiroptera; Miniopteridae
Source: RefSeq, a predicted model, not a curated record